AUGGAGACUAGGGGACUGAAAACAUUAUUCGCAGGAGGGGUUUCUUCUACAAUACCAUUGGUGACGUUACAAGCAACUUUGUAUCUGGUAGGACCCAUUUUAGGCCACGAUAUUCUCGAUUCUGAAGAAUUCUUUGAAACAAUGACAUGGGUAGUGAAUGUAGGAAUGAUGGCAGGAAGCUUAGUCGCAGUGUUGUAUAUCGAUAAAUCAGCCACUUGCUAUUAUUAUCUAACAUUUAUAAGUGCAAUGGGAUGUCACUCCCUUGUUUUCCUAACUAUUAGACCAAAUGACGAAUUUUUAUGGUUGGUACUAGGAGUGUCAAUGGGAACAUUUUCAACUAUAUGUCAAUACAAAGUUAUUUUACGUGCAGCUAUAUAUGAAAAAAAGGAUUAUGCAUUGGGGUUAAUUCCAUUGGCUAUCGCAGGAAUAACAUUUGGAAAUUUAUUAGGUAUCGGUAUACAGUAUUAUGUUUUGAAAAGGUUUCCCUUGAGUAAUACAGUAGAUGAAAAGAUGUUUCUUAUAUACGUAUGGAUUUUUACAAUAACAGUUAUGAUAUUAUCAGUUAAAUUUUAUACUGAUAUUGCUGUAGAAAUUGAUCAUGGAGGAAUAUCUAUGAACAAUGACAGGAGUAUAUCCAUUUUUAAUCACUAUGACUCUUUUAAGAGUGGAUUUAAAUCUUUUAAAUUAGUUAUAAAUCCACUAUUUCUCUACUUAACAUGUUUAACACUGGAAUCAUUCUUCAUACCUGGAUCUGGUUAG
This is a messenger RNA of Babesia microti strain RI, 759 nucleotides long. RefSeq lists its product as hypothetical. The record is from RefSeq and is a predicted model, not a curated record. The coding region runs from base 1 to 759 and encodes 252 amino acids. The transcript has a single exon. NCBI's taxonomy places the organism in Eukaryota, Apicomplexa, Aconoidasida, Piroplasmida, Babesiidae.